Molecule: messenger RNA, 854 nt
Organism: Aspergillus neoniger CBS 115656
Lineage: Eukaryota; Fungi; Ascomycota; Eurotiomycetes; Eurotiales; Aspergillaceae
Product: flavin-linked sulfhydryl oxidase
Exons: 2
Cellular component (GO): mitochondrion
Molecular function (GO): flavin-dependent sulfhydryl oxidase activity; flavin adenine dinucleotide binding
Source: RefSeq, a predicted model, not a curated record
UAUCAAUUCCCCAGAAGUUGUCUCUUAAGCUCUGUCGCGGAUAUUGCUCCUUCGUGUCUCUGCCCUACUCGGAUACUAGACCCUACAGUGUACAUACUACUCUUCCGAAUUGACUACUUCUGCUCUGCGCUGCGUCCUACUUCUUCUCCGCAUCGCAUCCGAAUACCUUCAUCCACCUCCCACCAGCAUCAAUCACCACCUACAUAGCCCACAAUGGCAGACACAACACCACCAUCAGACACACAAAAACACCUCUUCAUCCACCAACAGCAACCACCCGCUGCACCAUCCUCCUCCACCCAACAACAAGCCCCAGCACCAGCGACAACAAAAGAUGACUCCGUCCCCGCAGGCAUGACCAAACUCCCCAACGGAGUCAUCCUCGACAAAGACGGAAAGCCAUGCCGCCUCUGCACCUCCGCCGCCUCCUGGCGCGCCCUGACCAAACAAGCCAAAUCGACCCCCACCACCGCAACCACCACUACAACCAGCAGCACCAUCCCGAAAACCCUCACCACCACCCCCGGCUACACAGACUGUCCACCGGACUCGGAAGCCCUCGGCCGCUCCACCUGGACGUUCCUGCACUCAUUGACGGCGUCGUACCCGGCGCAAGCGUCCAGCGAACAACAGUCCGAGAUGCGCCAGUUCCUCGGGAUAUUCUCGAAGUUGUAUCCGUGCUGGGUGUGCGCGGACGACUUCCGGACGUGGAUGGCGGAGCCGAGUGGGGAGAAUCAGCCUAGGUUGGGUGGACGGAAGGAGUUCGGGGAUUGGAUGUGUAGGGCGCAUAAUGAGGUGAACCGCAAAUUGGGGAAGAGUGAGUUUGAUUGUAGGUUUUGGGAGGAGAGGUGGAG